CAAAAAAAAGCAUGUCUUCCAGCGACAAGCCUUCUGACCCCAUGCCCAUUCCGGCACACCGCCGCAACACGUUCACCGGGUGGCCGGGAACGUUCUUCACUCCCAUGGCUACUGCGCGCCCCAACGGGACCAUGGGAAUGUCGCCCUCCAGCGGCAUGCCGUCGGGGAGCACGGCCCACUCAUUCUCGGGCCAGCCAGCCAUGGCCAGCUCGCCGCCCAGCGAUCAGGCCAUGUCGGCGUUCUCGGGCAUCGGCCUGUUCCGCCGGUUCUCGGCAUCGGCAGCCAGCGGUGGCCCCCCUCCCAACCAGCCACUCCAGCAUCCGGUUGACCAGGCGCAGCAUCUGCACGAGGCGUUUCCGGCCAGCGACUUUGGAUUCCACAAGGAUCAGCAUCCAAGGUCCAAGAUCCUGAGCGAGGUCCGCGAGCACGACGAUCCUCCCAGCCGGCCUGACUCGCGUAUGCGCAACCUGAUGCUGUCUGGUCCAGUUUAUGAUCUAGGCCAGGACACGCCAUCUUCUUGUUCGCUGCCUUCCAUCUUUCCAUGUAGUUUUAUGAUCAUGUCCGCAUCCAAAAGCCACUCUAAAAACGAUCAAGGGCGGACAUGUCGUUAG
Molecule: messenger RNA, 611 nt
Organism: Linderina pennispora
Lineage: Eukaryota; Fungi; Kickxellomycota; Kickxellomycetes; Kickxellales; Kickxellaceae
Exons: 3
Coding region: 12-611 (199 amino acids)
Source: RefSeq, a predicted model, not a curated record